AUGCAUCUUACAAGCUUUGUUACCGCGCUCAUGCUGUCACUCAGUGUGUCUGCAGCCCCUACCGAGCUCACCAAAGGAGAAAUAGUUACUAGGUCCGGCACAAACGGCUCGAUUUACAGCUUUGAAUCGGCAUCCAACUGCCACGGAAUCCUCAGGAAGUACGGUUCAUGCGGCAUAAGCACCUACCACCCAGAAAUUGGUGAACAGAAUUCUUUCGUUGCCAUGCCCUAUAAUGAGUUUGAUAAAUACGGUCAAGCCCAGAAUAAUAAACUUUGCGGCAAGACAAUCGUCAUGAAGCACAAUGGUGUCACCAAAACUGCCACUGUUGCGGAUCGAAACGUCAGCGACGACCACUCCAUCGACAUGUGUCUCGAUUUGUGGGAGGCUUUCGGAGGCCACAAUGGCGAUGGUACUGUUAUCAGGAACUUCUCUUGGUCUAUCCAGCUCUAG
Trichoderma atroviride IMI 206040 is the source of this 450-nucleotide messenger RNA. RefSeq lists its product as uncharacterized. The record is from RefSeq and is a predicted model, not a curated record. NCBI's taxonomy places the organism in Eukaryota, Fungi, Ascomycota, Sordariomycetes, Hypocreales, Hypocreaceae.